AUGCUCGCUAAGCUAGGUGUAGAGAUCCACCUCAGUCAUGGAGGACAGCCUUGCCCCAACCAUAAUUGGGAAUGGGAAGAUACCGAUGAUGAGGACCAAUAUACUGCAUCUUUAACUGCUGGAAUUCCGGGUGUAGCAAAAGCAGCUGAUGAACAUGGCGAUUGGCGAUGCACAGAACCGUAUGCGACAGCAGACAAGGAUGUCUUUUUAGAGUCAGAGCCUGCAGCUACUUUCCCAGACUUGCCUGAGGUAAAUACAGCACAGAUCGGCAAGACUACAAUCACAAUUGUUCACUCUUCGGGUGUUCACAUUUUAUCUAUUCAGUAUUGUCAAUGCAUGGGUGCCCGAACUCCCGACAAACAGCUGUUUGAAAUGAGGCUGUUUGUGGCAUCAUUUACCCGGUCGAAGACAGCAUUUACUUUUGCAUUGUUGGACAAUUUCAUCUUGGACAAUUUAGAGUGCGGAACAUUGGGGAUGAACUAUUACAGCAAAUUGCGAAGAAUAACAUCUAGUAUAUUCCCUCAUGCGGUGCCGGACCACUACCGGGAGAUGAUGCAAGUUGCAAGACAAUGGUGCCAGCUGAAGCUAUUGAAAUGGAACAGAUUCAGUCACGAGAAGAGGGAACCAAAAGAUGGGGAGCUGGCUCUCUUCUGCCCAGCUUGUCCCCAACCAGGCAUCAACACCCCAUUGCAACCCAAAAGUGAUGAGACCAUUCCCGGAUGGAUAUAUACACGCUCCCUUGUUAUGGAUGGUAAUUUCAAAGCAGAGCAUCUAUAUCCGACACACCCGGAAGAUGAAGUUUGGUUGACCGAUGGCAAAGGAUUCAUGGUUGCAAGGGCGAGAUACUGGGCGCAUCUUGCUGUCGCACAAUAUUUGGUACAGAGAUCCAAAUGCAAUAACCAUAGAGCAGUGAAUCAGGCCAAUGCAUCUCGGCAUAAGCUGGAAGCUACGGGAAUCGGCGGGUGUGCCUGCGCUUGGCAUGGCUGCUUUGUGCCGAAUUCUAUGGUAGAUUUUCAAAAAGGCGAAAGACAGAUGAACAUGGAUUAUGCCCUUUGCAACAUGCUUGCUCAUAAUACCGACAGCUUAUGCAGGGCAUUGACUUUUUAUGAUGUCAAUUGUCAGUACAACAGACAUUUCAAGAAACGGGUGGAAGACAGCCUGCAUAUGGACAUUCCAUCCGACAUGGACAUAGUCCCGGGAAUCGGGCUAUGGCAUGUUCACGGGCAUCAAGACAAAUGCUUUGUGCGGUAUGCAUCAAAUUUUAUUCCCGGAGCCGCAAGAAUAGACGGCAAGAUCAUGGAGACCCUUUGGGCUUCCCUCAAUAUAAUUUCCCCGGCAGCCCGAGGAAUGUCGACCCCCACCGACAAAAAUGCCUCGAUUUCCAAAUGA
Messenger RNA from Suillus fuscotomentosus, 1389 nucleotides. RefSeq lists its product as uncharacterized. Bases 1 to 1389 code for a protein of 462 amino acids. The record is from RefSeq and is a predicted model, not a curated record. The transcript is spliced from 3 exons. NCBI's taxonomy places the organism in Eukaryota, Fungi, Basidiomycota, Agaricomycetes, Boletales, Suillaceae.